AUGGUUUUGGCUGAAUUGGGUGGCCAGAUCUCCCAGGCGUUCCGCAAGCUGCACGCUCGGACGGUCAUCACCGAUGAGGUGAUUGACGAAGUGAUAGGCGACAUCGUUAGAGCCCUUCUCAGCGCCGAUGUGAACGUGAAGCUCGUUCGGAAGCUCAGGGAAAAUGUGAAGCUGCAGGCACGCCUCCACGCUGAUGCGUUGGGGGCCAACAAACGCAAAUUUAUCCAGAAGGCGGUGAUUGAGGAGUUCAUUUCCAUGCUCUCCAGCGACCGCGAGCCGUACACGCCGAAGAAGGGUCAACCUAAUGUUAUCAUGUUCGUCGGCCUGCAGGGUGCGGGUAAAACGACAACCUGCACCAAGUUUGCGUACCACUACCAGCGCAAGGGGUGGCGCACUGCGCUGAUUUGCGCGGACACAUUCCGUGCCGGUGCCUUUGACCAGCUGAAGCAGAAUGCGGCCAAGGUGAAAAUUCCCUUUUUCGGUAGCUACAGCGAGGCCAAUGCCGUCAGGGUUGCUGCUGAAGGUGUGGCCAAGUUCAAGGAGGAGAAGUACGACAUCAUCAUCGUCGAUACCUCCGGUCGUCACAAGCAGGAGGAGUCGCUGUUCGAGGAAAUGCGCCUCAUUCACCAGGCGGUGAAACCCGACGACGUCAUUUUCGUCAUGGACAGCCAUAUCGGUCAGGCCUGUUACGACCAGGCCGCCGCUUUCAACAAGGCGGUGGACGUCGGUAGUGUGAUCAUCACCAAGCUCGACGGGCACGCCCGUGGCGGUGGCGCCCUGGCGGCUGUAGCCGCCACCGACUCCCCAAUCAUUUUCAUCGGUCAUGGCGAACACUUCGACGCGUUCGAGAAGUUCGACGCGAAGUCGUUCGUAUCGCGUAUUUUGGGGAUGGGCGACAUCAACGGUUUGAUAAACACGAUCCAGGAGGUUGUGAACUUGGAAGACAACAAGGAAAUGGUCGGCCGCAUCACUGCCGGGAAGUUCUCCAUUCGUGACAUGUACGACCAGUUCCAGAACCUGCUGAAGAUGGGCCCGCUGAGCCAGGUGAUGUCGAUGUUCCCCGGCAUAGCCCCGGGCCUAAUAGACCCAGGAAACGAGCAGCAGGGCGUGAACAGGGUAAAACGCUUCCUGUACAUCAUGGACUCCAUGACCGCCGAGGAGCUAGAUUGCGAAAAACCGCUGACCGAGUCCCGCAUAGCUAGGAUUGCCCGUGGCUCAGGGUGCUCACCGUUCGAGAUAAACGUGCUCCUCGACAACCACAAGAUGCUGCAAAAAAUGGUAGGCAACAUGGGCAAGGCCGGCUUGAACAAGGAGAGCGCCGUCCAGAGCAUGAUGCGCAACCCGCAGCAGAUGAUGAGUCGUCUGCAGCACAUGAUCGACCCGAAGCUGCUGCAGCGCAUGGGCGGCGCAGGUAACCUGUUUAAGUUCAUGAAGGAGCUGUCGCAGAACGAGAACAUGGCCGGCAUGAUGAAGCAGAUGGGCGCGGCUGGGAAACGCUAG
Messenger RNA from Babesia ovata, 1500 nucleotides. RefSeq names its product signal recognition particle SRP54. Gene Ontology annotation, biological process: SRP-dependent cotranslational protein targeting to membrane; SRP-dependent cotranslational protein targeting to membrane, translocation. The coding region runs from base 1 to 1500 and encodes 499 amino acids. The transcript is spliced from 3 exons. Gene Ontology annotation, cellular component: signal recognition particle, endoplasmic reticulum targeting; cytosol. The record is from RefSeq and is a predicted model, not a curated record. NCBI's taxonomy places the organism in Eukaryota, Apicomplexa, Aconoidasida, Piroplasmida, Babesiidae. Gene Ontology annotation, molecular function: endoplasmic reticulum signal sequence receptor activity; GTP binding; ATP hydrolysis activity.